Cicer arietinum (chickpea) is the source of this 1963-nucleotide messenger RNA. Its product is annotated as sugar transporter ERD6-like 5. Lineage: Eukaryota; Viridiplantae; Streptophyta; Magnoliopsida; Fabales; Fabaceae. The record is from RefSeq and is a predicted model, not a curated record. Gene Ontology annotation, biological process: carbohydrate transport; transmembrane transport. Gene Ontology annotation, molecular function: sugar transmembrane transporter activity. Gene Ontology annotation, cellular component: membrane.
UAGAUAUCGACGCCCAUCCAGCGCAGCCUUAGAAUGCGUCAUUUCUUCAAUUUCAAACAACAAUAUCCAAAAUCUCCCACUUGCAAUUUUCAAUUUCUGGUCAACGCCUCAUUUAUUCAUUCAUUCAUACAUAUACUAAUCUAAUAUCUGAAUCUCCUUACUCCUUCCUUCCAACCAUAAAUCAUGGACACUAAAACUACCGAAUUUUCAAAUCCUCUUUUAUUCAGAGGUAACGUUGAUUCACAACGGCAUGAUGAUAACGAUGACUCCUUUGAGGAACACAAACCGAGGCAACAUAACGCAACAACUUCUUCUCUACCACCACCUACUCUCACUCUCACCACUCUUGUUGCUGUUUUUGGUUCUUAUGUUUUUGGAACUGCGAUCGGCUAUUCUUCCCCUACUCAAUCUAGAAUCAUGAUUGACCUCAAUCUCAGUGUGGCUCAGUUUUCAAUGUUUGGUUCGAUAUUGACAAUUGGUGCUAUGAUUGGUGCCAUUGUGAGUGGUACAAUAGCAGAUUAUGUUGGUCGUCGUCUUGCCAUGGGAUUCUCACAGCUAUUCUGCAUCUUGGGAUGGCUUGCCAUAACAUUCUCUAAGGAUGUUUGGUGGCUUUACAUUGGAAGACUGUUGGUAGGAUGUGGGAUUGGCCUGCUAUCUUAUGUGGUACCAGUUUAUAUAGCAGAAAUAACACCCAAGAAUCUUCGAGGUGGUUUCACCACAGUUCAUCAGUUAAUGAUCUGCUGUGGGAUGUCAUUAACUUAUCUUAUUGGAGCAUACGCGAAUUGGAGGAUUUUAGCUCUAAUAGGAAUUAUUCCAUGUCUUGUACAGCUUCUGAGUCUUCCCUUUAUUCCUGAUUCUCCUAGGUGGCUGGCAAAGGUUGGCCGCUUGAAGGAGAGUGAUUCUUCUUUACAGCGCCUUAGGGGGAAGAAUGCUGAUGUUUAUAAAGAGGCCAAUGAAAUCAGAGAUUAUACAGAAGCCCUUCAGCAGCAAACAGAGGCCAGCAUUAUUGGCUUAUUUCAAAUGCAAUAUUUGAAGUCACUUACAGUAGGGGUUGGCUUGAUGAUACUACAACAGUUUGGAGGGAUUAAUGGCAUUGUUUUCUAUGCAAAUUCUAUAUUUAUCUCUGCUGGGUUCUCGGAGAGUAUUGGAACUAUAGCAAUGGUUGCUGUUAAGAUCCCAAUGACAACUUUAGGAGUAUUUUUGAUGGAUAAAUCUGGAAGACGACCACUUUUACUGUUGUCUGCAGUGGGAACUUGCUUAGGAUGCUUUCUCGCAGCCCUAUCAUUCUUCUUGCAGGACAUGCAUAAAUGGAAGGAAGUCAGUCCUGUUCUGGCGCUUGUUGGCGUACUGGUCUAUGUUGGAUCUUACUCGCUAGGCAUAGGAGCAAUUCCCUGGGUUAUAAUGUCUGAGAUAUUUCCUAUUAACGUGAAGGGCUCUGCUGGAAGCUUAGUAACCUUGAUUAACUGGUUGUGUUCUUGGAUUGUAUCAUAUACUUUUAACUUCCUCAUGACUUGGAGUUCAACAGGAACUUUCUUUGGAUUCGCUGUCAUAUGUGGCUUCACUGUUCUUUUUGUAGCAAAACUAGUUCCUGAGACCAAGGGACGUACACUAGAAGAAAUUCAAGCUUCUUUGAAUUCUAAUUCAACAAAGAGAUGAAUUCCAUUCCAUGUAUGAUAAACACAGUUAGAAAUUUUCAGAAAGUAGAAAAAUUGCAUUUGGCAAGUCUCACAAUAAUUAUUGCAAUAGUCCAUGAUUUACAAAUCCUUAGAAAUAGGUAAAUAUACCAAAAUAUCUUCAGUUGUUUUUCUAGAUUCUUUUGGGGAAUGGGGUUGUUAAGACAAGACUAUUAUAUGUAGUUUUGAAUCUUUAAUAUUGUACUCAAUUUGUUUGUGUGUAAAUUAUAUUGUAUAAUAUUUUUCCUUGCAAUAACUCUAUUCAAAAGUCCCCCACAAAAUAAUAUCAA